GUGUUCGCGUCUAAAUUAAGACCACCUCCGCCUGGCCUCGUAUCAAGAUGCGUCCGCGCACACCGACCGCCCGCUCAAUAAAAACCAAACGUAGUACAUAUUAUAUUUUUCCAACGAAAUCGACUUUUCCAAUCAUUAAGUGAUAAGCUACCAAAAUUGCGAAAAGAUACCAUUGAUUGUCACUCGAUUAUCGUCAAAUAAAUACCAUGACUGUGAAGUGAAUUACAAGUGAUAUUUUGUAUAGAGUUGUGAACAUUGAAGAGCUAACUCGCCAAUAUGAAGUUCACAAUCGACGUACUGGGUAUUUUUCUAAAAGUAGUCGUUAAGAUAAACAAAGUGACGUUUGCGCCACUAGUGGUGUCGACGCUAUUCAUCCUGCUGACGUCGCUGCUGGCCCACUGUGCUCGGCGACUGGUCCAGAAGUUGGUGAAGGAGUCCUUUGUCAGACAACUCCUAGAAGAGGCCAUAGCCGCUGCCGAACUCUGCGGGUGCUGCUUCGAACUUAUUAUUGUUGCGGAUAACUUCGGUGUCGCCACGUAUGCGGUGUUCCUGUUCGCCCUGACUAUCUGGUGGUCCAUGAACUGGGGAGAAGCCACAGCAUGCCCCUACACGCAUCUCGAGGAUAUCAUUGAAGGCAAGGGCGAUGUCCGCAAGGCUCUCCUAAAGACGUGGGCGGAGCUGACUGGUGGAAUUCUGGUGUUCAAGUACGUGCAGCUGUACUGGGCGCUGGAGAUCUCAGAGACGCACAAGGACAAGGCUUUUGAAGACUGCAAGGCUGAUUUGCAGGUACCAGUCUUGUACGGAGCCGUGGUGGAGGGUAUUGCAACGUGCAUGUGCCGUUUGGCGUCCAAAUCCCUUGGAGACCUCAACCCUCGUUUUGCAACUGCCAUCGACUCUUUCAUUGGCACCUCACUGGUCGUUGCUGGCGUCCUGGCUAGGCACACGGUAUUCGUCUACCGCUAUCAGGACUCAAGUGCCAAUGCGGAAUUAAGCAUCUUUUGCAAAGUCCAUUUAGGAAAAGCGUUCGACUACUCCGGUGGCUACUUCAACCCCGUCCUGGCCACAUCGCUGAAGGCCGGUUGUGAAGGCCACACGAUGUUGGAACACGCUGUUGUCUACUGGAUCGGCGCCUGCGCAGGUUCCUUGCUAUCCGUCUACAUGUACAAACUUCCCGCCAUCCAGAGAUUCGUCAAAGGCACGAGCGAAGCCAACGGUGACAGCAUUUGGGCUGAUAAAGAGGAUUAAUUAUCUCAGGAUAGUGCAGUCAGUAAUUGUAAAUUAAAGUAAAUAUCACAAGAGUAAUUAAAACACAUAAUAACGGGUUCUUAGCGCGUUUUGCAGAGUGUGCGGUAGAGUUUGCCGCUCUAGGAUUGGCUUGCACAGCCAUGAAAGAAAGUGCAUUUCUUCGAGGCAAUGACGUCAUAAAUCGUCUGAAACAGACGUAUAAGGCCAAUGAUGAUGAGCGCGUUUAAAAUGGGGAUAUGCGACUCCCGAUAUUUCGACACUGUUGCAAGUGCCAGUAGUGUGAUCACGGGAUGACUUGCAACAGUGUCGAAUUAUCGGGAGUCUCAUAUCCCCAUUUUAAACGCGGUAAGAACCCGUUGUUAUGUGUUUUAAUUGUGAUAAUAACCGCGUAAACUUAAAACAAUGUAUCACAAGGUUACUCUUAACCUGCGAGCAUGCAUGAAGUAAGUCUUCGAUGAUAGUGGAAGAAGCGAAGGUGGAGCGUCAGCUUCGUAGUAAAUGGAAUUCCCUGAUCUCUGCCUACCCUAACGGGAAAUAGGCGUGAUGUUAUGUAUCUCAAAAGUCUCCUAAGAGAACAAACAAUGGACCAUCAACAGCAUCUGCAUCUGCCCACCCCGGUAUCUAUUUAGCAACUCUCAUCAUCAGCCCAUUAACGUCCCCACUGCUGGGGCACGGGCCUUCCCUAUGGAUGGAUAGCGAGAUCGGGCCUUAAACCAUCACGCGGGCCCAGUGCGGAUUGAUUGUUAUUAACGACUGCUAAUGCAGCUGGGACCAACGGCUUAACGUGCCUUCCGAAGCACGGAGGAGCUCGAGAUGAAAACUUUUUUUUUGUGGUCACCCAUCCUAUGACCGGCCUUUGCGAAAGUUGCUUAACUUUAACAAUUGCAGACCGAGCGCGUUUACCGCUGCGCCACCGAGCUCCUCCUAGUAACAACUCUACCUACUAAAAAAAUAAUAGUUUCAUUAAUUACAGCCAGUGUCAAUACUGAAGUGUUUAAGUAAAAUAAGACAAUAUACUUCCAUACAUACACUAUUUCCCACUGGGGUAAGCAGAGACUAGGGAAUUCCAUUUACUUUGAUCCUGCUAUACUUCUCUUGCUUCCUCCACAUUUAAAAAAUAUGUUUAGAAAAAUAAUAGUAAAGCUAUGGCACAAGCAAAGCCCGAACAGUUUAAAUAGGCUAUUUUUCACUAAGUCAAAUGAUAUACUUUUUACGGAAUGUCAAAGCGAAAAUUUUGGUAUAGAAACACUGUCCAGAUGACGCCAUCAAUAAAAGCACUCAUCCAUCGUACUCAUUGUGAUUUAAUUCACAAUUAAAAUUGGAAAGUAAAGUAAAAAAAGGAAUGAGAAUGAUUUUUGAUCCUGUUACAAUGCUUCUUUCUCUAGAUUAGCUACUAGAUCUUUGACCGGGUGAAAUACCCUAUUGCUUAUUGCCAAAUCAGCUGGAUGCUUUAAAAAAAAAUAAACUCAAAAAUACUGACUGUACACCCGUUCUCAACUAAUAAAAUCCUUCCUCUAAGUUACUAAACAGGGUCAAUUGUGUCUGCUUUAAAAAAACUUAAAAUGGCUGUCAAAUGACAAAAGCAUACACCUCGCGUUAAAGAAAACUGAAAAUUUUCUUCUCGCGUAUCAUAAGAUUUCAGCGACACCAACUUAUAUUAAAUAUAAUACCAUGUGAAACAACUUUUAAGUAAUAUUUUCUAAUUUCUUGGUAUUUUUGGUCAAAACAACUGAGCUUAAGUGGCAACACAGCUUUUAUGUUGCCGCUAUAUUCUAACAUUCACUUUUUUACGAAAAUUAAUUUAGUCCCCAUUUUUCACUACCGACCGCGACCCAAUGUACGGAUAAAUACUAAAACCAAAUGGGUAUGGGUAGCAAUUAAACUUUUACUUGAUUCUAGUCAGUUUUAUAGUCGAGAAAAAGCAUGUUGCUACUCUGGCAAAGAAAGUCCACAUUAAAUUAAAAGUUUAGUUUAGAUACCUACCUCUUGCCAUCGCCAUUCGCCAUAUUUAUUUUAACGUCAAGCAUAAAACAGAACUGUCAAAGGUUUUUCCUUUGGCUCAUAUUAUAAAGGCCAGGCUAAGAUCAUGAGACCAUUCUGCCUAGUCACCAGAAGAAGGUUGCUAUUUCUGUAUUUUUUUUUGUACGGCGGAUUGCAGAGCUAGGCCAGGUUUUUAUAGUGGCCAUUAAAUUCUGUCUGGUUAUUACCUUUGCAAGAAACGUAAUUACAAACACUAUCUUACAUUUUUAUAUCGACCUCGAUCCAUGUUACCUUAUGUCUUCCAAAAAUAUAAUAAGUGCUACGUACUCCCGUUGUAAAUAAAUUUUAUGUUUUAAUAGAA
Molecule: messenger RNA, 3586 nt
Organism: Pectinophora gossypiella (pink bollworm)
Lineage: Eukaryota; Metazoa; Arthropoda; Insecta; Lepidoptera; Gelechiidae
Gene: AQP
Product: aquaporin-11
Exons: 8
Coding region: 277-1245 (322 amino acids)
Cellular component (GO): cytoplasm
Molecular function (GO): channel activity
Source: RefSeq, a predicted model, not a curated record